CAGUUACCCUCAGUGCCGUUAGACUACUUCAUAUCAAGGACAAGAAUGGGACUGCACAGUGUUGAGGAACUGGUGACCGGUAAGAGGUCGGAGGGCAAAGAGGCGGACGACUUCCAAGGGGGCGUGUACGAGGCGGCUGUCGAUCAAGAGAAGCGGGAUGACCGCGGGUCCCACACUCAGCUGGGGGUGGGUGGGGGUCUGGCAGAGGAGAGUGACAGCGGCAGCGAACGGGAGGAAGUCAGCGUGGCAGCUCUGAAUACGGAUAAAAGCGGCAGGUUGAAGUUGGAGACGGUGGACGACCUGUUCAACAUCCUGCAGCUGAGGAAGAGGAGGAGAGAAAGGAAGACUCCCGUCCACAAGAAACAACAGCCCGAGCCCGAGGCUGUGCCAGAGACUGUGGAUGAGCAGCUGUUUCUGACGGCAGCCAUGGAGAGCAAGCUGCCCGUGGUGGAGAAGUACCUGACUGCGGGAGGGAACCCUGAUGUAGCCGACCAUUUCCAGAGAACAGCUCUGCACAAAGCCUCAUUCAAAGGACACGUGGAGGUCAUGAGAAGACUCCUGGAGGCCGGAGCUGCCAUCGAGAAAAAGGACAAGCUGGAGGCCACAGCCGUCCACUGGGCCUGCAGGGGCGGUAGCCUGCCAGCCCUGCAGCUCCUCCUCGACCAAGGGGCCAAGUUCACCUCUAGAGACAAGUUGCGCAGCGCUCCUCUCCACGUCGCCGUGAGGACAGGGCACUGCGAGUGUGCUGAGCACCUCAUUCACUGUGGAGCUGACGUCAACGCCAAAGACAGAGACGGAGACACGCCCAUGCACGAUGCUGUGAGAAUAAACAGAUUCAAGAUGAUCAAACUGCUGAUGAUGUACGGGGCCAGUCUCCACACCAGGAACUGUGAUGGAAAAACUCCACUGGAGACACUGUAUUCGUGGCAGAACGGAGCGAAGAGCCUCCUGUGCAACUUCAACGAGGAGAGGCCCGACCAGUAGGGGCCCACAGAGUCCAGUAAAAGCAGAAAUCGAGAUUCA
This is a messenger RNA of Xiphias gladius (swordfish), 1023 nucleotides long. RefSeq names its product ankyrin repeat domain 1a (cardiac muscle) (gene ankrd1a). The transcript is spliced from 9 exons. Bases 46 to 984 code for a protein of 312 amino acids. NCBI's taxonomy places the organism in Eukaryota, Metazoa, Chordata, Actinopteri, Istiophoriformes, Xiphiidae. The record is from RefSeq and is a predicted model, not a curated record. Gene Ontology annotation, molecular function: protein binding.